Molecule: messenger RNA, 1106 nt
Organism: Homalodisca vitripennis (glassy-winged sharpshooter)
Lineage: Eukaryota; Metazoa; Arthropoda; Insecta; Hemiptera; Cicadellidae
Product: luciferin sulfotransferase-like
Exons: 7
Coding region: 81-1034 (317 amino acids)
Biological process (GO): sulfation
Cellular component (GO): cytoplasm
Molecular function (GO): sulfotransferase activity
Source: RefSeq, a predicted model, not a curated record
UAACACCAAUUUGUGACUGUAGAGACUGUAGCAGACCGUCUCCCGUAGUCAAAAAUCAUGUUCUACACAUACCCAGAUUAAUGGAGCUCCAGUUCGAGCCGGUCGCGGACCAGCUAAGUCUGCAACUGCAAGAGUUCUGUCAGGGAACUAUGCCUGCUGGGGAGGUGAGAAUGCAGCCUUUUGGUACAGUAAUUACCAAGGCUUACGCGGAGUGUGCUCAGCAAAUUCUGGACUUGGAGGUCAGACACGAUGACAUUUGGGUCAUCUCCUUCCCUAAAUGUGGAACAACAUGGACUCAAGAAAUGGUUUGGUUACUGAAAAAUAAUUUAGAUUUCGAGAAAGCAAAAUCCACCUAUUUGUACUUCAGGUUCCCUUUCUUAGAGUACAAACCUCUGUGGGGACAGAACUCGGCAGAUAUUCCUGAUCUAAUUGAGCACGUUAACAAGUCGCCAUCUCCGCGAUUUAUCAAGACUCAUCUUCCUGUUCAACUUCUGCCGAAACAAAUCUGGACCAAAAAACCUAAGAUAAUAUAUGUGUUCAGGAACCCUAAGGACGCAGCGAUAUCGUACUUCCAUCAUUUCUGUUUGCGAAACAACUAUGAAGGUCCUCGAGAUCUCUUUCUCAAAGCAUUUGUUGAGGAUAAAGUUAUAUACAGCCCAUUCUGGAACCAUGUAUUGCCAUAUUGGAGAUUGAGAAAUGAACCGAACGUCCUAUUCAAUACAUUUGAAGAAAUGAAAAAGGACCUGGUCUCGGUGGUUAGAAGAACGGCAGAGUUCCUAGGGGUAAAGGUUCCAGAAGACCAAGAGGCCGAACUCCUGGAUCACCUCAGUUUCUCUAGCAUGCAAGGCAACAAAUCUCUUAAUGUUGAAAAUUACAUCCGCCAGACCGAGCAAAAGGAAGGCAAGUCAGGGUUACAGUUCAUGCGCCAGGGGGAGACUGGGGGUUGGAAGAAGGUGCUGAGUCCAGAAUUGUCUAGACAGUACGAUGAGUGGACCAACAAGAACCUUGCAGGAACAGACUUCCCUACAGCCUAAGAAGACGUUGUUAAAUGUUUGCAAAUAGUGAUUGUCUAAUAAGCCUAUAUAUAUAUAUAUAUAUAUAUAUAU